AUUCGAGUUUUUUUUUAGGUUAGAAUACAAUUUUUCUUCCAUGUGAUUAAAAACGAGCACGAAUUAUAUCCAUUAAAAAUAAUAAUUAUAAUAAAUAAACGUAAUUGAAAGAGAUAAGCUUAAGAUUAUAAUAACGUGAUUGAUUAAAAAUAAUCGUUGUAAUUAUCGUACAAGUUAACCUCUUUCGUGGUAAUCGAUAUCGAGAUAAAAUAUCGAUUGUUGGAGGACCUACAGCAGACUGACAUUACAUACACAUAAUUAAUACGUAUAUGUGAAGUGAAUAUAACAUUGUAUGUGUUAUGUAUACCAUGCGCCAUUCAAAGGAUUGCGCAAAACUCUUACUUACACUAUGAUAUUAGAAUUAAUAAACAAUGAGAUUCUAAUUACUUCGCGUCAAUAGCUUUAGGCGACCAUAAUACAAAGUCAAGGCAAAGAGGUGUGAUCAUUAAUUGUAAUCACAAACAUGUUUACUUUAUCCAAUAUAUGUUUUAAUCAAAUAAUUACGAAUGCAAGAAAAUGUUUUAUCUAUAAUAAAUAUAAACGAGGUUGCAAAACUUAUGUGCAAGGUCAAUCACCGGAACGACGUAUAAGGGAAUAUUUUUAUUAUAUAGAUCAUCAAGGCAUGCUGUUUUUGGAUGAUGUACGUAUUAAAAAUUUUACAUCCUGUUUCAAAGACAAAAAGUUUUUGGAAUUUUUCUUCAAACGACUCAAAAUAAAUAAUACUGGACGGUACACGCAAGAAUUCCCAUACAUCUCCCUUUGCGGUUUAGAAAGGAACUUUGUUAAGUGCGAUGAUCUUCCCAUAGUAUUCACGAAAAUCAUUGAAAAAACAAAUGUAGAAGUCGGUGAAAAGGAGGAUUGGUUCGGUUAUUCGUAUGCCGAAAAAUUACUUCAGGUACCAUUCGAACCACAAAAAUUAUUAAUGGACCCUAACUCAGGUAGAGUGUAUCAUCCUGCGCCUGAAAAAGUAGGAGGUAUUGGCCUAGUAAGAUCUCAAAUUGCUAUUGAGCUGAGUAUUCAUUUUUGUUUUGACAAUGGGGAAGAUCAAGGUCCAACUCAUUUUCAAUGGAAAGAUAAAAAAUAUUCGAUCGAUAAUGAAUGGUAUAAAAACAGUAUAAAAUAUAAAGAUAAAUAGAUAAGGAUUAUUAUUCUCCUAAUAUGUAUAUUUCUAUGUUUGUAAUUGUAUUUAAGAACAUAACAAAUUUUUUAAAUACCUAGAUAUCAGAUUACAUUAAAAUAAAUUUGAGAUAUCAAAUAUUCUCGCAGUGAAA
Messenger RNA from Polistes canadensis, 1271 nucleotides. RefSeq names its product UPF0598 protein CG30010. The coding region runs from base 464 to 1135 and encodes 223 amino acids. The record is from RefSeq and is a predicted model, not a curated record. Lineage: Eukaryota; Metazoa; Arthropoda; Insecta; Hymenoptera; Vespidae. The transcript is spliced from 5 exons.